Messenger RNA from Micropterus dolomieu (smallmouth bass), 1082 nucleotides. RefSeq names its product RNA binding motif protein X-linked 2 (gene rbmx2). Gene Ontology annotation, molecular function: RNA binding. The record is from RefSeq and is a predicted model, not a curated record. Lineage: Eukaryota; Metazoa; Chordata; Actinopteri; Centrarchiformes; Centrarchidae. Gene Ontology annotation, biological process: mRNA splicing, via spliceosome. Gene Ontology annotation, cellular component: U2 snRNP; catalytic step 2 spliceosome; precatalytic spliceosome. Bases 141 to 1082 code for a protein of 313 amino acids. The transcript has 7 exons.
GCUUAUAGUCAUGUCAUCCAAACAGCAGGCGGCAGCAGAGGCGGGAAUUCAAACGGAAGUGGUUCCUGUCAGCGAGCUAGACGAUUUCCACCGUUGGUUUAAUGUAGUUCACCUUCUUUUACACAGUCUACGAGUAAACCAUGAAUCCGCUAACGAAGGUGAAGUUGAUCAACGAGCUGAACGAGCGUGAGGCCAACCUCGGGGUGAAGGAGUCUGUUUCCUGGCACUCUGAGUACAAAGACAGCGCCUGGAUAUUUGUCGGAGGAUUUCCAUACGAGCUGACUGAAGGUGACAUCAUCUGCGUCUUCUCUCAGUAUGGAGAGAUCGUAAACAUCAACCUGGUGCGCGACAAGAAGACGGGGAAGUCCAAAGGUUUCUGCUUCAUCUGCUACGAGGACCAGAGGAGCACCAUCCUGUCUGUGGACAACUUCAACGGCAUCAAGAUUAAAGGUCGGACCAUUCGCGUGGAUCACGUCAAAGACUACCGGCCUCCCAAAGACACAGAGGACAUCGACGACGUGACCAAACGCCUGAGGGACGAGGGCUGUGCUCCCAAAGUCCACGAGUCGUCCUCCUCCGCUGAGGAAGACGAGCAGUACACCAUCCCCGUGAAGAAGCCCAAAAAAGACAAGAAAGAGAAGAAGAAAAAGAAGAAGGAGAAGAAGAAGAAGGCAGACAAGGAGAAGGGGGACCGGGCGCCGCACUCCUCCUCUUCCUCACCUCCUCUUCCUCCUCCCGCCGUCAGAGUCAAAGAGGAGAAGGAAGAUGCCGCCUACGACAAGUACAACCAGAGGAGGACGGACAGAGAGGGCGAUAGAAGAAGAGAGACGGACAGAGAGGGCGAUAGAAGAAGAGAGACGGACAGAGAGGGCGAUAGAAGAAGAGAGACGGACAGAGAGGGCGAUAGAAGGAGAGAGACGGACAGAGAGGGCGAUAGAAGGAGAGAGACGGACAGAGAGGGCGAUAGAAGGAGAGAGACGGACAGAGAGGGCGAUAGAAGAAGAGAGACGGACAGAGAGGGCGAUAGAAGAAGAGAGACGGACAGAGAGGGCGAUAGAAGAAGAGAGACGGACAGACGAUAG